Molecule: messenger RNA, 1144 nt
Organism: Acromyrmex echinatior (Panamanian leafcutter ant)
Lineage: Eukaryota; Metazoa; Arthropoda; Insecta; Hymenoptera; Formicidae
Source: RefSeq, a predicted model, not a curated record
AAGCAUCUUCACUCUAUACGAGAAGACAGUCUAUGUAUAAAGUUCCGAAGACGCGUAUAUAACUCGGUCAUUGAAAGAGAGAGAGCGCGCGGGCGCGUACAUCCUGAACUGGUACUGACCAACUGUGGUACUGACGAUAUCUCGAAAAGUGGGAAGAAAAGACUAAAAUUAAAGAGCAUCCCCGACGCGUGGAAACCCGCGACCUUUCCCUGAUCUCAUCUUUUUGGGUUUGGGGUUUAACAUCGUCGAAUCGUCACAUUUCUCGCUGCAUUUCCUCCCGCAUUAUACGUUAACAUCCCCGUUUGAGAAACUUGUCUGCAAUUUCUCGAAGGAAACUGCGUACCGAGUCCGUUUCAUUUCGCGCCGCUUGAUCACGCACGCUCACAGUGUGCUGUGCACGCUCACGUAUCUGAACGCGCGCGUGCAAUUUCAACUGACACUUUGACGUGUCGACGCAACGACGUGCAUGAGGAUCGAAGACGAGAACGGACUAAGAUAUACUUUGCGGGCGAUAAUUUAAUAUAUAUAUAUAUAUACACACACACCUACGUAUAUAUACGUAAAUUCGGAAGGCAAGUUUGCGAUCAUCUCCGAGAGUCAUCUCGACGUACAUCGCCUUAUACGUACAAAUGGAAAUGCAGUCGAAUUCACCGCGCGCGAAAGCGAAAACCAGUUGUCACAACGUGAGAAUAUUCCUUGUCGUCACCCUCGCUGUUACAUUAUGCUACCCAGCUCUCAUCGAUACGGCGGUGGUCCGUUCCGAGAAACAGUUGCAGCGGGUACUGUUACGAGACUUUACAAACGUCAGGAUUCCACGAGCUACAGAAGAUAGCGAUGAGGAAAACGCACCGAGACGAAUUUGUCAUAACGCACCCUGUGGAUGGGCGGUCUACAAUCCAUAUACGCGUAACAUUGAGUAUUUCAUGAGAAACACUUGUGAAUGCCCGGAUGAAAGUUACAAGUGCGUGCGCGUUGGAGACGAUCUCUCCGCGAGUGCGUACGUAUAUCGUUGUCGCCAAAAUACGACAGCGGAGGACAUUGAGUCUCCCUCUCUCGAUGACACCCUCUGAGACGAGGUCGGCAUCUCAUUAUCUCGUCAUCGGUAUCUACUUAUACCACGUGUCACACCAAACCUGCAGUUACC